AUGUCCAAAUUUAUUGAUAAUUAUCUUAGUUGGAUGGAAUUGUGUGGUAGAGUGUUGGGAUUAGCUUUAUUGCAUCGUUGCCUUUUGGAUUGUUUCUUUACAAAACCUUUUUAUAAAAUUUUGGCAAAAAUCCCUUUAGAAUUAAACGAUCUUUUAGAAACGGAUAAUGAAUUAUUUAAUUCUCUCAAUUGGAUAAACAAAAAUUCUGUAAAUGUUGAAAAUUUAGAAUUAAAUUUUUGUGUAACAGAAGAAGUGGCUGGAGAAAUCUCUGAUUUCGAAUUACUUCCAAACGGCAAAAAUAUAUUUGUAAAUAAUGAAAACAAAAAGAAAUUUAUUGAAUUAAUUAUUUUAUGGCGUGUUGAAAGGGGUAUUCGAGACCAAUUAAAAGCUCUCCUAUUUGGAUUAAACGCGGUAAUUGACCAAUCAUUAUUAACUGUUUUUGACGCUGAACAGUUGGAAUUUGCAAUUUCUGGGAAUAUUUUUAUUGAUAUUGAGGAUUGGGAGAAAAAUACUGUUUAUAAGGGAGGAUAUAGAGAAAAUCAUGUAAUUAUUCGUUGGUUUUGGCAAUGUGUUAGACAAAUGUGUAAUGCUGACAGGCUUAAACUUUUACAAUUUGUAACUGGAAGUGCCAGUGUUCCCUUUGAAGGAUUUAAAGGAUUGAGAGGUUCAAAUGGGUUGAAACCUUUUUGUAUUGAACGUUGGGGAAAUGAAGAAAGUCUCCCUCGCGCCCAUACAUGUUUUAAUCGUUUAGAUUUGCCUGCUUAUUCUAAUAAACAAAAAAUGUUUUCGAAAAUUAUGUUGGCUAUUUCAGAAAGCUCAUAUUAUGCGAUUGAAUAG
This is a messenger RNA of Meloidogyne enterolobii, 837 nucleotides long. Lineage: Eukaryota; Metazoa; Nematoda; Chromadorea; Rhabditida; Meloidogynidae. The record is from the annotation of a GenBank genome assembly.